Amaranthus tricolor (Joseph's coat) is the source of this 2510-nucleotide messenger RNA. RefSeq names its product indole-3-acetic acid-amido synthetase GH3.5. Bases 168 to 2018 code for a protein of 616 amino acids. Gene Ontology annotation, molecular function: indole-3-acetic acid amido synthetase activity. Gene Ontology annotation, cellular component: cytoplasm. Lineage: Eukaryota; Viridiplantae; Streptophyta; Magnoliopsida; Caryophyllales; Amaranthaceae. The transcript has 3 exons. The record is from RefSeq and is a predicted model, not a curated record.
AUAUCCACACUCCCAUAAUCAACAACAAACAUCUUCUCUAAAUCAUCAAAUCUCACUUUCUCUCUCUUCUUUCUUUCUCUCUCAUCAUUCUCAUCCAAUUAUUUAAUUUAAAAACCAUAAUAAUUAAAAAAAACAAUAAAAUUAAUCAACCCCACAAUUGAAGAACAAUGCCUGAAGCACCAAAAGAAAAAAAUGAUCAUGAAAAGUCGUCCGGAAUGGAUGAAAAGAACAAGAAACUUCUAGAAUUGAUUGAAGAAGUUACUAGAAACGCCGAUGAAGUUCAAAAGAAGGUUCUAUUUGAAAUCUUAAGUAGAAAUUGUAACGUAGAAUACCUAAAAAGACAUGGUCUAAAUGGUGCUACUGAUAGGGAUUCAUUCAAAAAACUAAUCCCUGUUAUUAAAUAUGAAGAUAUUGAAUCUGAUAUUACUCGUAUUGCUAAUGGUGAUAAAUCCCCUAUUCUUUCUUCUCACCCCAUUUCUGAGUUCCUCACCAGUUCAGGAACAUCAGGAGGAGAAAGAAAAUUGAUGCCAACAAUUGAGGAAGAUUUAGACAGGAGAUGCAUGUUAUACAGUUUACUGAUGCCAGUUAUGAGUCAGUAUGUACCUGGUUUAGACAAAGGAAAAGGGAUGUAUUUUUUGUUCAUUAAAUCUGAAGCUAAAACCCCAGGUGGGCUUUUAGCCCGACCCGUUUUAACCAGCUAUUACAAAAGUACCCAUUUCAAGAACCGCCCAUUUGACUCUUACACCAACUACACUAGCCCAAAUGAGACCAUCCUUUGCCCUGAUUCUUACCAAUCCAUGUACUCUCAAAUGCUUUGUGGCCUUUACCAACAUAAUGAGGUUCUUCGGGUCGGGGCGGUUUUUGCAUCGGGUUUUAUCCGGGCCAUUAAGUUUCUCGAAAAACAUUGGGCUUUAUUAGCUCAUGAUAUCCGUGUCGGAUCCUUAAACCCACAAAUCACUGACCCAUCAGUCCGCGAUGCUGUAGGUCGAAUUCUUAAUCCUGACCCAAAAUUAGCAGAUUUUAUCGAGUCAGAAUGUAGUAAAAAGUCAUGGCAAGGGAUUAUUACUAGACUUUGGCCUAACACAAAAUAUGUUGAUGUUAUUGUGACAGGGACCAUGGCACAAUAUAUUCCUACACUAGAUUAUUAUAGUAAUGGUUUACCACUUGUUUGUACAAUGUAUGCUUCUUCCGAGUGUUAUUUUGGUGUCAAUCUUAAUCCAUUAUGCAAACCAAGUGAAGUUGCUUAUACACUUAUUCCUACAAUGGGUUAUUUUGAAUUUUUACCGGUUCAAAGGAAUAUCAAUGGUGUUACUAAUUCCAUUUCCAUGCCUAAAUCUCUCACCGAGAAAGAACAACAAGACCUUAUUGAACUCACCGAUGUCAAACUCGGCCACGAGUACGAGCUCGUUAUUACCACUUAUGCAGGAUUGUAUAGAUACAGAGUUGGUGACAUUCUAAGAGUAGCAGGAUUUAAGAACAAAGCACCCCAAUUCACAUUUGUAUGUCGCAAAAACGUUGUUUUAAGCAUAGAUUCAGACAAAACAGACGAAGUAGAACUACAAAAUGCAGUAAAAAAUGCAAUAACACAUUUACAACCAUUUGAUGCAACAUUACUAGAGUACACAAGUUACGCAGAUACAACAACUGUACCAGGCCAUUAUGUACUCUUUUGGGAGCUAAGCUUAAAUGGUUCGAUGUCGGUCCCACCAUCCGUUUUUGAGGAUUGUUGUUUAGCCAUUGAAGAAUCACUUAACACGGUUUAUAGACAGGGACGAGUAUCAGAAUCAAUUGGACCGUUAGAGAUUAAAAUAGUUGAAAAUGGUACAUUUGAUAAACUAAUGGACUAUGCCAUUAGUUUAGGGGCAUCUAUUAAUCAAUAUAAGACUCCUAGGUGUGUGAAAUUUGCACCAAUUGUUGAGUUAAUGAAUUCUAGGGUGGUUUCGAGUUAUUUGAGUCCGAAGUGUCCUAAAUGGGUUCCGGGUCAUAAGCAAUGGUGUAACGGUAAUGAAGAAAGAUAGUUGUUUUUGAUUAUUUUAAGGUAUGGAAGAGAAUUUGAGAAAAAAAAUAAAGGGAAAAGGAGACCUAGGAGUGGACCCAUUUUAGAUGGAGUAUCCAAUCUAAUUUUAGUUUAUUUUUUUGUAAUUUUUUUUUUUUUGUUAGUCCUGCUUGCUCUUUAUGUAUGGAUUAUUGUAGCUUUUGUUCAUGAGCAAUGACUUGGGAAUCAAAUGUUAGGUCUUGUUUUGUACCAAAUUAUUCCUUUCUUAGUUUUAAGGAAGAAAGUUUUUCUUGUAUUGAGUUCUUUUAUUCCUUUCUUAGUUUUAAGGAAGAAAGUUUUUCUUGUAUUGAGUUUUUUUUAACUAUUACUCAUCUUUACGGUUUUUUAAUGUGUACGUAUCACUUAUGUUUACCUAUUGGAUGUGAAUAUUAAUCUAAUAAUGAUAUGUAUUUUAUCAUAUACUAGUGGGACUUUUAUCUGGGAAAAAAAAUUUGAAUAUUGACAUGUUCUUUUC